Messenger RNA from Coregonus clupeaformis (lake whitefish), 1024 nucleotides. Its product is annotated as neurogranin. The record is from RefSeq and is a predicted model, not a curated record. The transcript has 3 exons. Gene Ontology annotation, biological process: regulation of growth. Bases 178 to 462 code for a protein of 94 amino acids. Lineage: Eukaryota; Metazoa; Chordata; Actinopteri; Salmoniformes; Salmonidae. Gene Ontology annotation, molecular function: calmodulin binding.
CCUCUCUCUCACACACUCUAUGCAAGCGUAUACUAGUGAGCAUAAAGUGUCUGUUAGUGGGAACGAGACGUCUCUAGUGGAGACACAAGAUAAAUCUUUCUCGGUCAACACUGAGUACAGGCAAAAGGCAUUUUAAGUCAGUUCAUCCGAAGACUGUCAUCUCUCAGAUUGCUCAUCAUGGACUGCCACGUUGAGGAAUGCAGCCCACCCCAGGAAGAGGAGGACAUCAUGGACAUACCUCUGGACGACCCUGAGGCCAACAAGGCAGCUGCCAAGAUCCAGGCUGGCUUCCGCGGUCACAUGACCAGGAAGAAGAUUAAGCCUGCUGACAAGCCUGAGGGGGAGGAGGAGGAUGAGGAGGUGAGCAGCAGUGGUGAGGCUCUCAACGGCAACCAGGGGGAAACAGAAUCGGGAGGAUCAGAAGGAGUAGAGAGAGAUGACACAUCAGUGCCGGAACAGUGAAGCCUCUGACCUCGAUGAAGAUAAGAAGAAGAAAAAGCAUGGCUGUACCUUUUUUUUUCUCCAUGGGAGCAACUUUCUAUGUAACACAAAAUAGUAGUAUAUUAUCCAGAUUUUGGGUUGCGUCAUCUGAUUUGUGAACUCUUUAACACUUUCCUGCUUCCAGUCCCAAUUCGUGUGGAUCGUCUUUGACCCACAUUUGCAUCCCUCACUGCAUGUACUUGUGAAACUUCUGGUAGUGUGCUAGUCCAGAAGAUAUGUGAGGCUGAUAAUAAUUGUUUUCUCAUGCUAAACAGGGCUAAUUUGAGUUGAUUAUAAAGUUUGUGUACAAUUAUGCAUUAUGAAUACACGUCAACCGCUGGAAUGCUUGUUUCUGCGUUGUUUCAAGUGCUUGUAUAAUUACAAUUUCAUUAUUUUUGGUGUACACAAUAUCGCUAAAAGGGAGGUAGAGACCCUUAAUGGUUAUUGGAAGGCAUACUAUUUAAGUUGAUAAUUAAUUUAUUGUUAUCUAGAUUUGCAGUCUUUUAAGUGUUGUGCACUGUAAUGAAUAAUGGAAUUACUUUCA